This is a messenger RNA of Apus apus (common swift), 3149 nucleotides long. RefSeq names its product galactosidase beta 1 (gene GLB1). Gene Ontology annotation, cellular component: vacuole. The record is from RefSeq and is a predicted model, not a curated record. Gene Ontology annotation, molecular function: beta-galactosidase activity. NCBI's taxonomy places the organism in Eukaryota, Metazoa, Chordata, Aves, Apodiformes, Apodidae. Gene Ontology annotation, biological process: carbohydrate metabolic process. The transcript has 16 exons. The coding region runs from base 28 to 1989 and encodes 653 amino acids.
CGCCGUGGCUGCGCUCUGCCUUCCGUCAUGCUGCUGCGGCUUCUGCUCCCGCUGGUCGGCUCGGCAGUGCUUCUGCGGGCGGCGAUUAUACCGCAGAGGAGUUUUGGGAUUGAUUAUGAACGUGACUGCUUUGUCAAGGAUGGGAUGCCUUUCCGGUACAUCUCAGGUAGCAUUCACUACUCACGGGUGCCUCGCUACUACUGGAGAGACCGCUUGUUGAAGAUGAAGAUGGCAGGGCUUGAUGCCAUUCAAACGUAUGUGCCGUGGAACUUCCAUGAACUCCAGCAGGGCGUGUUUGAUUUUUCUGGUGACAAAGAUCUAGAGUAUUUCCUGCAGCUUGCUAAUGACACUGGUUUGCUGGUUAUCCUGAGAGCUGGACCUUACAUCUGUGCAGAAUGGGACAUGGGAGGUCUUCCUGCGUGGCUGUUGCAGAAGAAAUCUAUUGUUCUUAGGUCUUCUGAUUCAGAUUACAUGGCAGCAGUAGAGAAUUGGAUGGGUGUCCUUCUGCCAAAGAUGAGGCCUCAUCUCUACCAAAAUGGAGGUCCAAUCAUCAUGGUGCAGGUAGAGAAUGAAUAUGGAAGCUACUUUGCCUGUGACUAUGACUAUCUGCGUUCCCUUCUGAGGCUCUUUCGCUGGCAUCUUGGGGAUGAGGUGGUGCUGUUCACGACUGAUGGUGCAAGCCAGUUUCACUUGAGAUGUGGAGCUCUUCAGGGUCUUUAUGCAACAGUGGACUUUGCCCCAGGUGGCAAUGUCACAGCAGCAUUCUUGGCUCAAAGGAGCAGUGAACCUAUGGGCCCUUUGGUUAAUUCUGAGUUUUAUACUGGAUGGUUGGAUCACUGGGGGCACCGUCAUUCUGUUGUGCCCGCACAAACUAUAGCUAAAACACUUAAUGAAAUCCUGGCACGUGGUGCUAACGUUAACCUGUACAUGUUUAUAGGUGGGACUAACUUUGCCUAUUGGAAUGGUGCUAAUAUGCCCUAUAUGCCACAGCCCACUAGUUAUGACUAUGAUGCUCCACUGAGUGAAGCGGGGGAUCUCACGGAAAAAUAUUUUGCCUUGAGGGAAGUUAUUGGUAUGUACAAGCAGUUACCAGGUGGUUUUAUCCCUCCAACAACACCCAAAUUUGCAUAUGGACAUGUUCGCUUGCAAAAGGUGGGCACUGUGGUAGAGGUUCUUGACAGGCUGUCACCUGCAGGACCGGUGAAAAGCACUUAUCCAUUAACCUUUGUUCAGCUAAAGCAGUAUUUUGGAUUUGUGCUGUACAGAACUACUCUUCAAAAAAACUAUACGGAGCCAACACAACUGUCAUCACCUUCAAAUGGAGUCCACGAUCGUGCCUAUGUCUCCGUAGAUGGGGUUCCUCAAGGUGUCCUUGAAAGGGACAAAUCACUUACAAUAAAUAUAACUGGGAAGGCUGGAGCAAAUCUGGACAUCUUGGUAGAAAAUAUGGGGCGUAUCAACUUUGGUAGAUACAAUAAUGACUUUAAGGGUCUAGUUUCAAAUUUAACUCUUGAUGAAGAUGUACUUGUUGAAUGGGAAAUGUAUCCUCUAGACAUAGAUGGAGCAGUGAACCGUGACCUUAAUGGCUACCUUGACCGAACAUGGAGAUCUUUUGGCAAUCUACGGGGUUAUGAAGCACCUACUUUUUACACUGGUAGACUUUCAGUUCCUGGAGGGAUUCCAGACUUGCCUCAAGACACCUAUGUUAAGUUUCCUGGCUGGACGAAGGGGCAAAUUUGGAUCAAUGGCUUUAAUCUUGGUCGCUACUGGCCAGCCCGUGGUCCUCAAUUGACCCUUUUUGUUCCAAGGAAUAUACUUGUUUCAUCGGAGCCAAACAACGUAACAGUGUUGGAGCUGGAGCAUUCUCCUUGCAGCACCCAAGCAUGUGAAAUAGAAUUUGUAGACAAACCUAAUAUCAAUGCAACUGUACAUCAUAAAAAUUCUGCCCUCCAGCUCUUUCUUAGAAACAUAUGGCUGAACCAUCUAUAAAGAUUUGAGUAUUUUCCUUAUCUUUCCCCACUUUGCUUCCCUUUCCUUCAAACCAUACUUCCCUUUUUUAAAGACUCAAUCAGUAAGUUAUUUAGCCGAGGCAACUUUUAUAAUUCUUCAAAGACUCUUUAAAAAAAAAAAAUCUACCAGAGUUAAAUACUGAAAUUUUCUUAAAAAAUAAAAGCUGUAGCUUGAGCAUUUGCCUUGGACUGUGAAAUUGAACUCAACUGGAAGGUAACAUUUACAUCAGUCUAAUACAAGUGUAGUCCUUGUAGGCUGCCUACAUUACAGGAGCCCUCUUACAGGUUUCUUUUUUUACCACGUUUUGCAACUGAAGAGGAGCCUAGAAAUGGGGUGUACAGCCCCACUAGCUUGCUGUUUACUCAUGUGGACUGCUUAGUAUCAGUAGUGUGAAGGGGCUCACUGCCAAUGUUAAGCAGACCUCAUUUUUUUCACCUCCAUGAAAGCAACCCUGGAAAAAUUUCAGUUGGCUUCUCAUGGGAGCAGUGAGAACUGUAGAUGAGAGCACUCGAAUGCAAGCUGAUCCAAACAGCAGUAACAUGGAGGGACUUUGUAGUCUGCACCUGCCCCCCCUUGGAAGGCAAAUUUACUGCUUCCCUUCUGCUAUCUCUGAAGACUUCAAGUAAAUUGAUAAGUCCAAGGACACACACAAAAUUUAGGCUAUUUUACUUGGAACAUAGCCUCUGAUUAACCUGGCUGGAGAAUAUAGUCUUAAAAUUAAACAUGUUGCCUUUUAAUUGACCCUUCUUUUUCCUCUGCUUUUUUUUUUUCCCCCUCUUCUCUAAGUGACUGGGAGUACCUGUUUUUCAUAGGCCUUAAGUUAAAGGAAGGCUUUAAGUUAAAGAAUUUUAAUUCUCUUUUAGUCAUUAAUUCACAUCUUCUGUUUUGUCCUAGUAAACUGAUCAUUUUUGUAAGUGCCUGAUAUUCUCAAAGAUGCAUAAUCUCUGUCAGUAAAGCUGAUUUUCUACAACUGACAAUUUUCUUUUUAAUUCUUAUGCGUUUAAUGUCAAUCAUGCAAAAUCCUUGUUGAGAUUUAGACAACAAAAGAUUAAUAUGAUGGAAAUCACAGAUUCUGAAAAUACUCCAUUCUUCCUUUGAUUUUUGUCUGACAUAAUUAAAAUGGUUCUUGAAAGAUUAAA